AUGACUAGAGACUCUUCCCGAGAUGGAGAGCGCAUCAUUUUAACAACAUACCCCGGCCAAAGUGUUGUCAACCCGGUACCUUUAGAAUGGGGCAAGAUGAACCCCGAGGAGCGAGGGCCUGUUUUGGUUUCGCGGAAUAAGAAGACUAUCACCCACCGAAACGCCAUCGGAGCGCAUGGUGGAAGCUACUCAAUCUAUAAUGCAUUGGCCAUUGCCGCAGGCGAUCUUCCUCCAGAUUUCAAGCCUAGCUUCGAGAACACCCAGCCUAUCUUUAACUUUCCACCGCAGGCCGCCUGGGGAGAUAAGACGAAGAUUGUCGCCAUGGACCCCUAUGGUCACGACACAGUGAAGCAUUUCAAGAAGCACCUCGAUGAUGGUCUAGACGUGCGCCCAACUAUCGCCGUGACGCGAGCCACAAUGCGUCUAGCCGAGAUCACUGACUCUAUCCGAGAAGGCCGAUUGCAGGUUGAUGGCGACAUUGUCAUCAGCAAGGAAGGCGAUGUUCGCGUAACGAAAGCAGCAGUGGAGCCUGUGUGGUAUCUUCCCGGAGUAGCUGAGAGAUUCGGAAUCGACGAAGGCACCCUCCGUCGCACACUCUUCGAGCAGUGCGGAGGAAGUUUCCCUGAAUUGAUCACUCGACCGGACAUCAAAGUCUUUCUACCUCCGAUUGGUGGUCUUACUGUUUAUAUCUUCGGUGCUCCUGAGAAGGUCUCAGAUCCAAAUGUGAAGCUCGCUCUUCGUAUCCACGAUGAGUGUAACGGAUCAGAUGUUUUCCAAUCCGAUAUUUGCACAUGUCGGCCUUACCUCGCCUUUGGUAUUGAAGAAGCCAUCAAGGAGGCUCAGAAUGGCGGAUCUGGUGUUGCCAUCUAUUUCCGGAAGGAAGGACGUGCUCUUGGCGAAGUCGUCAAGUAUUUGGUUUACAACGCACGCAAACGUGGCGGCGAUACGGCCGACAAGUACUUUGCCCGUACUGAGAAUAUUGCGGGUGUAAGAGAUAUGCGCUUCCAAGCUCUGAUGCCCGAUAUUCUUCACUGGCUGGGCAUCAAGAAGAUCGACCGCAUGCUUUCCAUGUCCAAUAUGAAGCACGAUGCAAUUGUUGACUCAGGAAUUCCCAUCUUGGAGAGAAUUCCUAUUCCGGAUCAUAUGAUUCCCUCCGAUUCUCGGGUUGAGAUCGAUGCUAAGAUUAAUGCUGGUUAUUUCACCACCGGCAAGAAGUACACUGAUGAGGAACUUGCGCAGGUGAAAGGUCGGGGAUGGCAAAACUGGGAAGAUGUUGAACAUUAA
This is a messenger RNA of Penicillium longicatenatum, 1284 nucleotides long. RefSeq lists its product as uncharacterized. Gene Ontology annotation, molecular function: GTP cyclohydrolase II activity. The coding region runs from base 1 to 1284 and encodes 427 amino acids. Gene Ontology annotation, biological process: riboflavin biosynthetic process. NCBI's taxonomy places the organism in Eukaryota, Fungi, Ascomycota, Eurotiomycetes, Eurotiales, Aspergillaceae. The transcript is spliced from 4 exons. The record is from RefSeq and is a predicted model, not a curated record.